Phaeodactylum tricornutum CCAP 1055/1 is the source of this 456-nucleotide messenger RNA. RefSeq lists its product with no specific name. NCBI's taxonomy places the organism in Eukaryota, Bacillariophyta, Bacillariophyceae, Surirellales, Neidiaceae. The transcript has a single exon. The record is from RefSeq and is a predicted model, not a curated record. The coding region runs from base 1 to 456 and encodes 151 amino acids.
AUGGGUGGGGUCUGCACCAAUGUUGGGAAUGCAGUUGCAGCCUUGGUUGCAAAUGAUGUGCAGCACACCAAGCUUUGGAAGGCCAUGCUGCUGUUGGGUGGACAAGGUUGCUUUUUGCAGGGAUUUUACUGGCAGCUGGUCUUGCCUUCUGACCAAAACAAAAAGAGUACCAACUGUGAAGAAGGUGUUGCUUCCAUGCAGGAAUGCAGCAACAACAAUGAGUACAAUGACACUGAGUGGGAAAGCCGUGCAACACAGUUGUCAUGCAAGCAGAAGACAAACCGCCCUUCCAAUGGCAACCAUGAUUGCAAGCUUGCAGAAAUGCCCAGUAUCAGUACCAUUGUAGGCCCUAUUGUCUUAACUUUGACCAGCAGCAAUGGAACAAUUGAUGCUGUCAGUUGUGUGAAGGGACAGCCCACUGUAGCAGUCCUUGUAGGGGCUGGAAUUCCUUGUUGA